This is a messenger RNA of Pelobates cultripes (western spadefoot toad), 456 nucleotides long. Lineage: Eukaryota; Metazoa; Chordata; Amphibia; Anura; Pelobatidae. The record is from the annotation of a GenBank genome assembly.
AUGUACUACAGAGCAGCAGUAUUGGACAGCCUCUUCCCUGCCACCCAAGAAUAUAACCGACCACCAUGGGUAUCCAUAGAACAACACUGGCUACAAAACCAAGACAUUAAAACACUAAUGUGGCUACCCCCACACAGAAGGGGUGACACAACACAAGCACUCCCAGCCACCCUGGCAAUGUUAAAACUUUGGGACAUCUCGCGUAAACUCCUGUGUAGCAACCACCCAACCCCCCUCUCAAUCCCCAUCAAAGCUUUAGCACGGGUGAUACCAGAUUUCUAUUAUAAAGUCUGGAACAGAUGUGGGGUGCUUCACGUAUAUACUCUCCAAAACAAAGGGAAACUAGCCAUGUUUGACCAACUAAAAGAAAGUCAUACCCUCCCGAAUACGGCGCAUCACUCCUACCUCCAAUUAUCAUCCUGGUGGAAAACCAAUUUACAGAACUUUAAAUCCCAG